CAUGCGUGAGGCGGAAGCCGCGUCCCGGGCGGGGAUGUGGAGAGCGGGCAUGGCCGCCGGGGGAGGGCUGGGACCGGCGCUGCGGGCCGUCACCGAGCAGGUGCAGCAGGCGGCGGCGCGGCGGCCGCAGGGGCUCCCAGCCGUGCAGCCGCGUCUGGUGGCCGUCAGCAAAACAAAGCCGGCAGAGAUGGUGAUCGAUGCCUACAGCCAUGGGCAGCGCAGCUUCGGGGAGAACUACGUCCAGGAGCUGCUUGAAAAAGCAUCAGACUCCAGAAUUCUGUCAUCUUGUCCAGAGAUCAAGUGGCAUUUUAUUGGUCAUCUGCAGAAAAAUAACGUCAACAAGUUAAUUGCUGUCCCUAACCUGUUCAUGUUGGAAACGCUGGAUUCUGUGAAGCUGGCAGACAGAGUCAACAGCUCCUGGCAGAAGAAGGGGUCGUCUCAGAAGCUGAAGGUCAUGGUGCAAGUUAAUACGAGUGGAGAAGACAGCAAGCAUGGCCUUCCUCCCGGAGACACUGCGGCUGCUGUGGAGCACGUCAUCAACAAGUGUCCGAGCCUGGAGUUUGUGGGACUGAUGACAAUCGGCAGCAUUGGGCAUGACCUUAGCAAGGGGCCCAAUCCUGACUUCCAGAUGCUGCUGUCAUUGCGGCAGGAAGUGUGUAAGAAGCUGAAUCUCCCCAUUGAGAAGGUGGAGCUGAGCAUGGGAAUGUCCACAGACUUCCAGCACGCAAUAGAGGUUGGAUCUACAAAUGUCAGGAUUGGAAGCACUAUUUUUGGAGAGCGAGACUAUUCCAACAAAGCAGCCAGUGACAAGGCAGCUGCUGAAACUAAAGGUGAAAUGGAGGCCUUGACAGCACAAGGUCAUUAGGUGGAAGAGAAACCCAGUGGCCUCGACAGAGGAUGGAUGAUGGGAGACCUCACUAUGCAUUCUCACCUCCCUCCGUGUCGGCACUUGGUCGUGGUGGUGAGAGGGAAUUCUUCCUAACAGAACAGAGGCCAGAAACGCCUCCUAAUUUAUUGUGAUUAUAGAGCACCCAUAGAAACUGGAAAAUUUUAUGACUGACAAAUGAUAAGAGAAUUUAUGGCAGAAAGUGACUGUAGUGUCUCAGCUCCUUUGGGGUCAUUGUAACAGUCGGAUAACUGGGUUGAACGAGGUAAAUGUUUGUCAGGUGGAGCUGCUAAUGAGCGAGGUGUUAUCUGCAGCAGUGUUGGUGAUCAUGUGUUCACCAGGGACAAAAUUCUUCACUAAACGAGUUCUAAUCUCACCACAGACUGAUCAGUAUUUCCCCAAUAGAAGCUUUGCACGUGGUCGCUGUUGAGAGGUGCUCACACAGGAGCUGUGACAGGCGUGCUGUGACACUGGAGAGACUGUAUCCCUUUAAAUGGAGGGCAGGAGGGUGGAUGAGGAGCGCAGCUACCUGCAUGAGCUCAUGGUGUGGUGUUUUGGAUGCAGAUCCCAACUGUGGGAGUGUCUUUUCGGCUGCAGUUUGUUCUUUUCAGGCUGAUGCUGCUAACUUUUUCCAUCAGUUCCAUGCCUGCUCAGGUUUUCUUGGAUGCGUUCAACCUUCCUCUCCUGUGAAGUGGUUUUGCCAUUUUACGUUUAUUCUGCGUAGUAGCUGUUGACCCUGUGAGUUGUUCUGGGCCAGAACAGGGCUUUUCUGCAAGGUCCUUGGUCUCCUAUCAGCUCGCUGUGCUUCCCAGGGCAAAUCCUUUAACCAUUCAGUGCCUCCACCAUCCCCUCUACAUCCGUGUGAGGAUAAUGACGCUUGCUCUUCUCUCGGGGUGGCAGGGAGGUUUGCUAGAGGCCCUUGAAAAGUAAAAUAUUAUUGUUCUGCUGUGUUCUAGGUCCCUGACAGAGCUUCUGGGUGGUGUCUUAAUUCCUUAAGUGCUGGUCAGGCCUUCACUGCUCCUGGAAGAGGGAAAUGGGGCUCCCUUGCUGCAGUAACUUUCAUUCAGGUGUGGGCAGAAGCUUCUGCAUUGUCACCCGCUGUUUGGCCAAUGCGUUUUGCUCUUAACCUGUGUCACAGCUAUAUUUUGGGGCUUUAGUGUGCUGCUAAGAGGAGGAGACAGGGUUGCCAGCAGAAACCUCCUUCCCAGGCUUUCCUCUGUGUGCAUAUGGUUUGAUCUUGCUGUUGGUUUUACUCUCUGACUGUAAAUGCUGAAUGUAAAUGGAAAGACUCCGCUCCAACGCCAACCUGUCAUAGCUACAUGGUGUAGAAGCAGCGCACGCGCAGGCUGAGCCACCCUCCUCGGCACCGCACCGUCUGUUGUUUCCUAAUCUGUUAAUAAAGAGUGGUGAAUUUUAAUACCAUCUGUGCCAACUAUAAAGCUAUUAAAGAUGUUAUUUUUAUGUUC
This is a messenger RNA of Cuculus canorus (common cuckoo), 2352 nucleotides long. RefSeq names its product pyridoxal phosphate binding protein (gene PLPBP). Gene Ontology annotation, molecular function: pyridoxal phosphate binding. The coding region runs from base 2 to 865 and encodes 287 amino acids. NCBI's taxonomy places the organism in Eukaryota, Metazoa, Chordata, Aves, Cuculiformes, Cuculidae. The transcript has 8 exons. Gene Ontology annotation, cellular component: intracellular anatomical structure. The record is from RefSeq and is a predicted model, not a curated record.